AUGUCGCUUAUGCAGAGCACUCCGUUCAUCGUCGACGGCAAGGGUCACCUCCUCGGCCGUCUUGCCUCGAUCGUGGCCAAGCAGAUCCUGCUAGGCCAGAAGGUGGUUGUGGUGCGCUCCGAGCUCAUUAACGUCUCGGGCAGCUUCUUCCGCAACAAGUUGAAGUACCACGCUUUCAUGCACAAGCGCCACCUUGUGAACCCCCGCAAGAGCGGUCCCUUCCACCACCGUGCUCCUUCGCGCAUCCUGCACCGUGCUGUCCGCGGUAUGAUUCCUCACAAGACGGCGCGUGGUGCCGCUGCGCUCCAGCGUCUGAAGGUGUACGAAGGUGUGCCUCCGCCCUACGACCGCAAGAAGAAGGUCGUUAUCCCAGAUGCCCUCCGUGUGCUGCGUCUCAAGCCGGGCCGCAAGUACGCUACGCUCAAGCGCAUCUCGUCUGAGGUCGGCUGGAAGUACCAGGACAUUGUCGACAAGCUCGAGGCCAAGCGCGUCGUCAAGCAGCAGGCCUUCCACGAGCGCAAGUCGGCUGCCACAAAGCAGCGCGCUGCUGCCGCCACGGCUGCUGCCUCGCAGCUCGAGCCCAUCAACAAGCAGCUCGAGGCGUACGGCUACUAA
Messenger RNA from Malassezia restricta, 615 nucleotides. Its product is annotated as large subunit ribosomal protein L13Ae. The transcript is spliced from 2 exons. The coding region runs from base 1 to 615 and encodes 204 amino acids. Gene Ontology annotation, molecular function: structural constituent of ribosome; mRNA binding. Gene Ontology annotation, cellular component: cytosolic large ribosomal subunit; ribosome. Lineage: Eukaryota; Fungi; Basidiomycota; Malasseziomycetes; Malasseziales; Malasseziaceae. Gene Ontology annotation, biological process: translation; negative regulation of translation. The record is from RefSeq and is a predicted model, not a curated record.